AUGGAUGUGGUUAAGGAGUCACAUCCUUUUCUUUAUAUGACAGAGUGUACUGAGUGUCAUACCGCAAAACGUGAUGGCGUUGAGUCAUUUAUUAUUCACCUUGCUAAGGAACACAGCAUACCAACCGAAUGGCCGAGUGACAGGGCUGCCCGAUUAACCGGAGCAGAGGCAAAGAAGCCGUACACUACUGUUGCUGCUACCCGAAAGAAACGAAGAAAGCUGACAACGCCAAGGCCGCUUAAUAGCUUUAUGAUUUUUGCUCAGCAUAUUCGGCGUAACGUUCUAGCAAUCUUUGAAGCUGCUUCAAGUUCAAACGUCAGUCGCCUGUUGGGUGAGGCCUGGAAUUCAAUUUCUAAAGAAGUUCGGGCUGCAUAUGAUGAAGAGGCUGCGCGUCUAUCUAAAAUCCAUAACAUAGAAUUCCCAACUUACAAAUACCAACCAAAACCACGCCAGUGGCAGCCCAGCAGCGUCACGGCAACUACCCCUGCCGCUCCUGCCACUGUUGAUGAUUCGUGCCCUGCUCACGUCCAGCCGGCACCGACGCCAACUUCUACCGUUUCGUGGCUCCCUGCGACGACUGUCUUAACAGUUUCGAUUCCGUCAGCCACUACAUCUGUUAAACGGCCUUCAUCACCGGUCGCAGUUAAACCGGAGCCACCUACAACCCCACCAUCGUUUCCCCAGCUGCUUGCACCGGCUUCGGUUCUACCGGCAUCUCCUCUGCGACCCAAAAUACUUAUCCGCGAUAUUCGCCCGUCGUCCGCCCAAUCGCGUACAUCUCGACUAGCCCCCAAUUUAACGAACAUAGCCCCCACGACUCUUAUGCCUCCUAUACCUCCUCUCGGAACGGCCAUAAAGCCAGAACCCUUCAACGGCCCGGAGCAUAAUACUAAUAACCACACUUCGCCCUGUCCUUCAUCUCCUUCCCCUCCACCUCGAACGCCCUCUCCUAUAAUGCAAUUCACAUCUAUGCAGGAGGGUCUUGUCGCGGAAACUAAUAUUCAGCUUCAGCCUAAGCCUCCUAUUGAUAUAUCGGUACAGCAAAAGAUCGCUUCUGAACUAGCAGUGUUACAGAAGCUUAUUAAUCAAUCAGCUACGACUUCUCAACAGACACAGCAACAACAAACGCAGACAACCCCGAAGCCCUGCAUCCUUCUCACUCCAAUUCAAUCAGAUAUUGGACAACAGGCGAUUAUAUCAUGUGGCCAGUCCUCAACCUUGCCCACAUUGCUCACCUGCGGCAACACUAUCUAUGUUGCCCUGACUGUAAUGCAAGCACCCUUGCAGUCAGCCGCUGUGGCAACGGGGUCGGGGCUUAGAGUUCCCGCGACACAAGAACAUGCUGGACUUGAGGUGGAGAGACCGGGUAACUCAGGGGGUGUGCUGGAGACUAAUCUGGUCGAUUUGUUGCGUUCCUUGGACACCAGUCAGAUCCACUCGACUGGAGAUAGUCGGUUGGCUGAGUUGUUAAAGGCUGCUGCGGCCACCACAGGCAAAUGA
Messenger RNA from Mesocestoides corti, 1500 nucleotides. Lineage: Eukaryota; Metazoa; Platyhelminthes; Cestoda; Cyclophyllidea; Mesocestoididae. The record is from the annotation of a GenBank genome assembly.